GCUAGAUUAAUUAUCAGCAGAGAGUGUUUUAGAGAGAGAGAGAGAAAGAGAGGGAGAUAAUGGAGAAGCCAGCAGUAUCAGCGAUGGAGGCGUUUGAAAAACUGGAAAAAGUUGGGGAGGGAACCUAUGGGAAGGUGUACAGAGCGAGAGAGAGGGCCACUGGGAAGAUCGUGGCUCUGAAGAAGACUCGCCUCCACGAGGACGAUGAAGGCGUUCCUCCAACCACUCUUCGUGAGAUCUCCAUCUUGCGCAUGCUCUCCAGAGACCCUCACGUCGUCAGAUUGAUGGAUGUGAAACAAGGACAGAAUAAAGAGGGGAAGACGGUGCUUUACCUGGUGUUUGAGUACAUGGAUACUGAUCUUAAGAAAUUCAUCCGGAGCUUCCGACAAACAGGAAAGGAUAUUUCUGUUAAUACUGUUAAGAGCUUGAUGUACCAACUUUGUAAGGGUGUUGCUUUCUGCCAUGGACAUGGAAUCUUACACAGGGACCUAAAGCCUCACAACCUCCUGAUGGACCAAAAGACAAUGAUGCUCAAAAUAGCAGAUCUUGGAUUAGCUCGAGCAUUUACUGUUCCAAUCAAGAAGUAUACUCAUGAGAUAUUGACACUGUGGUACAGAGCCCCUGAGGUUCUUUUGGGGGCUACUCAUUACUCAACUGCGGUGGAUGUGUGGUCUGUUGCUUGUAUCUUUGCUGAACUGGUGACAAAGCAAGCGCUCUUCCCCGGAGAUUCUGAACUGCAGCAGCUCCUGCACAUUUUCAGGUUGUUGGGUACUCCUAAUGAAGAACUGUGGCCUGGAGUGAGCAACCUGAUGAACUGGCAUGAGUAUCCUCAGUGGAAACCCCAGAAUCUGUCGUCAGUUGUUCCUAAUUUGGACCAAAAUGGACUGGAUUUACUAUUACAAAUGUUGCAGUACGAACCAUCAAAGCGAAUCUCAGCAAAGAAAGCUAUGGAGCAUCCUUAUUUUAACGAUCUUGACAAGACCUAUCUGUGAAGAAAGCAUGACCUCCUCAUAUAAUUAAACAACAAAUAUUGACUGGGAAGUCUAGAGGAAGGACUAAGUGGCAAAGAAAUGUUAUGUCUGAACUCUGAAGAGUAUUUGCUUUCCUCAAGCAUAUAUAUAUAUAUAUUUGUCAUGUCAAAGUUGUUUUCCUCAACUAUUGAAUGACAGACAAUAUGCUUUUUAGCUUCUA
Molecule: messenger RNA, 1191 nt
Organism: Tripterygium wilfordii
Lineage: Eukaryota; Viridiplantae; Streptophyta; Magnoliopsida; Celastrales; Celastraceae
Product: cyclin-dependent kinase B2-2
Exons: 8
Coding region: 60-992 (310 amino acids)
Biological process (GO): signal transduction; protein phosphorylation; regulation of gene expression
Cellular component (GO): cyclin-dependent protein kinase holoenzyme complex; cytoplasm; nucleus
Molecular function (GO): ATP binding; cyclin binding; cyclin-dependent protein serine/threonine kinase activity
Source: RefSeq, a predicted model, not a curated record